Messenger RNA from Peronospora farinosa, 1341 nucleotides. The record is from the annotation of a GenBank genome assembly. NCBI's taxonomy places the organism in Eukaryota, Oomycota, Peronosporomycetes, Peronosporales, Peronosporaceae.
AUGGACACUACCUCCCACGAUGACGAGAUGCUUACACUAACACUGGAAGACGUCGAGGAAUCAGAUCGUCGUUUGCAGCCCAAACAAUGCACCACAGAGACGUCCACAACAUUAGAGACCUUCACUCACGUGAAUGUAGAACAGAAUGAAGCUCUUUCGAUGCCAUUGACACUGCCUGCAUCACCUGCUCUCCUGCCUCUGGCCUCAUUGCCCACUACUGCGACAAUUGAAAAUCGUGCAGCAAUAUUGCGUUUUAUAGCGCUCGAACGACAAGGUGUAGCAGUCAAUGAGCAGUAUUAUCAUAGUACUACUGGGGAUUUUGACGCCGAGAUGCAGAAGUCGAACGAGGAAUAUCGACGCUUAACCGAUGCAAUUAAUUUGAACAUACCGAACGAUACCGGUAUAGUUCCCGGUCGACUAGUUACCGCACACAAAGGUAAAAAAAGAAAACAAGGUACCAAUGUGAGUAUCGAUUUACAGACCAAGAUCCGUAUUAUUGAAGUGGCUGAGCAAUAUCAAUACGAUCCAAAAAGCUCAAAUCGUAGCAAACAAGAAGGUGGAGCAAUGACAGGAUUACAUGGCAAGGAAAUUGUCAAUGGGAUUCGAUUAGCAGCGCAAUUUGGACUGAACAAGAGCACUGUAAGUCGAAUUUUGAAACGCAAGGAGGAGUUUAAAAAAGCUUAUUAUAAGGACAAUGUCUCGGGCUGUUCCAAGCAUAUUAACAAAAAGUCCAAGUUUGAUAAACUCAAUCGACUGGUUGAGAACUGGUUUGAUAUUCAUCGAGAAAAGAACGGGACAAUUACAGAUACUUUAAUCCGUGACGUUGGAAAAAAAUAUGCAGAUGAGCUAGGGAUUGAAGACUUUCGUGGAUCAAAUGGAUGGGUCCGUAGUUUGCGGAAUCGCAAGGAGCACACUACACGCAGUAGUGUGUCAAUUGAAGAACAGGAAGCAGAACAGAACAAAAAGGACAAUGAAGCCAUUGAGCGGAUGCGGAACAUAUUCCCUAAUGGUGUCAAGGAUAUGGCUGGUUUCUUUAAAGACCUCUCAACGUACUUGGAGAAGGAUGGUGCUGGCAUGGGCACCUUUGGAGAUCUAAGCGGCAAUACCACAUGUAACAACAAUAGCAGUGGCAGUGCAACAGAUGCUGCCGCUGUGUUGGAUGGUGCACCGUGUACGGAUAUGGACGACAACAUCCAUGGUGAAGAUGGUGGAUCGAUUGCUGAAGAGUGUCUCAAAAAGAAAAUGAUUGAUUCUUUACGCGUAUGGUCACAGGAGCUGAUGACAUCCGAGUUGGCGAAGCUUAAGAAGCGCAUGAAACCGCGACAGGCAGCUAUCCUAUAG